Molecule: messenger RNA, 5344 nt
Organism: Cottoperca gobio
Lineage: Eukaryota; Metazoa; Chordata; Actinopteri; Perciformes; Bovichtidae
Gene: usp8
Product: ubiquitin specific peptidase 8
Exons: 19
Coding region: 201-3455 (1084 amino acids)
Biological process (GO): protein deubiquitination
Molecular function (GO): cysteine-type deubiquitinase activity
Source: RefSeq, a predicted model, not a curated record
UCCAGAAGGUGGCAGUAAUGCGACAUUAAGGAUACCAGCUGCCGUAAAACGUCAGAAAAGAAGGAGAAGAGAAGCCGGAAGAAGGAAUCAGGAAUCAGCUGUCAAAAAAAGUAUAAGCAACGGAUCAGAAAGAGAGAUGUUUAGAGUACAGCACUGACUGGUUGCCUGCCUGUGAGCUCUGACUGAACACACCCGCAAAGAUGCCUGCAGUUUCCACCGGGGUCAAAGACCUGCAUCUGUCAACAUCUCUGGGUGAACUCAAUAAAAAGGCUGAAAUUAAGCCGGACAAGACGAGCACCAGAAGCUAUGUUCAGAGUGCCUGCAAAAUCUUCAAGGCGGCAGAGGAGUGUCGUCUGGACGGGGAUGAGGAGAAAGCUUAUGUGCUGUACAUGAAGUACCUCACAGUAUAUGACAUCAUCAAGAAAAGACCAGACUUCAAGCAGCAACCGGAGUAUUACAUGACCAUGCUUGGGCCAAACAGCUUCAAGAAGGCCAUUGAAGAAGCCGAGAAGCUCUCUGAAAGCCUUAAACUCAGGUAUGAGGAAGUUGAGGUUCGAAAACAACUUGAGGAGAAGGAGAAACAAGAGGAGAAGAAAAGGAAGGAGGAAAUAACAGAGAAAGAUGCCGGUCGAAGUUCUCCAAAAAUGUCAUCAGCAAACAAGAAGGACAGCAAAAAGAUAAAAGGAGAACAGAAUGAACUGAAGAAUGCAACUUCAAAAGUUGCGGUGCCAGCUGGUGGGAUCUCAGCAGAGAAACUUUUCCACAUGAUGAUGGACCAGACGAUUACAGUAAUUGUCAUGGAUGCCCGCAGCCACAGGGACUUUGAGGAGUCUCGCAUUCAGGUCCCGGGCCAGACCUGCAUCAGCGUGCCUGAGGAGGCAGUUAGCCCAGGAAUCAUUGUGACUCAGAUUGAGGCGAAGCUGCCAGAUGUGUCGAAAGAGGAUUGGAAGCGGCGGGGAUUUGUGGAUUAUAUAGUCCUGCUGGACUGGUUCAGUUCUGUCACUGACCUUACACUGGGCACCACCUUGAAGAGCCUCAAAGACGCCCUCUAUAAGUGGGACAGCAUCACCAUUCUGCGUAGUGAGCCGCUGGUGCUAGAGGGAGGCUACGAGAACUGGCUGUUGUUUUACCCCAUGUACACAACCAAUGCUAAAAUCCGCCCCCCUCGACAGAAUAUCAUCAGCUCUGCCCCUCAGUUAAACUUUAGCUACCCAUCCCUAGAGGAACCAAAGCCUCCGACCCCACCUGAACCAGAGCCUGCGGUUACACCCGAGCCUCAGGAACCCUCUGCUUCUGCGCCGGUGAACGGGGUCGCACCAGCAGAACCCCCCACAUCUAAAACUUCCAUGGUUGCUGACAAGCUGCCAGACACUGUAGAUUCCACCGUCACAGGCUCCACAAAUUCUGGGCAAGACGUCAGUAAGAAGGGCCCUGCGGCAGGCGUAUCCAGCCAGUCACCUGCAACAGCCAAGGCCUUCCCACAGUUUGACCGUACCAAGAAACCCUCUGUCUUGGUGUCGGACGAGCCUAAGCCCAGCCAAAACGGGUCAACGAAGGAUUCCAUGCAUAACUGCCCAGUUGUACCCGAUCGCUCAGUCAAACCAUCCCACAUCCCCAACACUUCUCUGUCUAAAGAAGAGGAAAGCCAGAUACACUCUGAGGCAGUGGCAGGGAUAGAGAAGGCAAGGCAAGAGCAUGAGAAACGCAACCAGGAGCGUCGUGUCGAUGGGGAGAGACGAGAGAAUGACCUGAAGGAAAGGCUAGAAAGGGAGCAGAGUGAGAAGAGGAAGGACGAGCAGGAGAACGGGCCUCAGGAGAAAAAGAAACUGGAAAGGCAGAAAGCGGAAGAAGAUGAAGAUAAAGGGAACAGGGUGUGGGGUGAGAAAGAGAGGAGGGGAAAAGAGCAGAACUCUGACCUUCCCUCUAAGAGUCAGUCUCUGGACUUGCCUGCUCCCAACCAUAUUGUUAGUGAAAUUAAGAGGGAGCCCCUGACCCGAGCGAGGAGUGAGGAGAUGGGUAGGAGUGUACCAGGCCUCCCAGAUGGUUGGAUGAAGUUCCUUGACACGGUGACGGGGACCUACCGAUACUACCAUUCCCCAACCAACCGUGUCCACCUGUACCCUCCUGAGGUCACUGUUCCCCAGACCCCGCCCUCCACGCCGCCAACAGUUAAACAGAAAACACCGCGACAAACUGAGCCUGACACCAACUGUGAACAAGAGCGGGAACAGUCUAAACUGAAACGCUCCUACUCCUCCCCUGACAUCAGCCAGGACCUGAGAGAGGAGGCCCAGAAGAAGGCCACCGCCCCGACCACUGCCGCUGUCAUACCCACCAUCAACCGAGAGACCAAACCUCCCACUAAAGUCUAUUCUAAAGUGGAGAUUGUGCGGCCGUCAGCUGCCAAAAUUCGCAACCUGAACCCUUCAUUUGGAGGUCUGGGUCCAUCACUGACCGGCCUCCGUAACAUGGGCAACACGUGCUACAUGAACUCCAUUUUGCAAUGCCUGUGUAACACUCCUCCCAUGGCUGAGUACUUCAACAACAAUUACUACAUGGAGGACAUCAACAGGUACAACAUCCUUGGCCAUAAAGGGGAGGUGGCGGAGGAGUUUGGUGUGAUCAUGAAGGCCCUGUGGGCUGGUCUGUACAAGUGCAUCAGUCCACGGGACUUCAAGAUCACCAUAGGCAAGAUCAAUGACCAGUUUGCUGGCUAUGACCAGCAAGACUCCCAGGAGCUGCUGCUGUUCCUCAUGGAUGGGCUCCAUGAGGACCUCAACAAGGCGGACAACAGGAAGCGGUACAAAGAGGAGGAAAACGACCAUCUGGAUGAUCAGACAGCAGCCGACCUGGCCUGGAGCAAACACAAGUUGCUGAACGAGUCCAUCAUUGUGGCACUGUUCCAGGGGCAGUUCAAGUCCACGGUGCAGUGUCUGACCUGCCACCGCAAGUCACGGACAUUUGAAACCUUCAUGUACCUGUCGCUGCCUCUGGCCUCCACCAGCAAGUGCUCCCUGCAGGAUUGUCUGAGGCUGUUUUCCAAGGAAGAGAAGCUGACCGACAACAACAAGGUGUUCUGCAGACACUGCAAAGCCCACAGAGAUUCCACGAAGAAACUGGAGAUCUGGAAGGUCCCGCCCAUCGUCCUGGUACACUUAAAACGAUUCUCCUACGAGGGAAGAUGGAAGCAGAAGCUGCAGACGUCUGUAGACUUCCCUCUAGAAACUCUGGACCUGCUCCAGUACGUCAUUGGACCCAAACAGAACCUGAAGAGAUACAGCCUUUAUGGGGUUUCUAACCACUACGGGGGCUUAGAUGGCGGCCAUUACACAGCCUACUGUAAGAACGCACCCAAACAGCGCUGGUACAAGUUUGAUGACCACGAGGUGACCGAAAUAUCCACCUCCUCCGUCAAGUCCUCAGCUGCCUACAUUCUGUUUUACUCCACCCUGUGAUGGAGCCGUAGGACACGAAGAGAGAAAACUACAACAGAGCAGCGACGCUCAAGCCUAGAGGUUGUUUUUUUCUUUUUAAAAUCACAGCUCUGAGGACCUGCCUGGUAAACUAGUCGUGUACGUGCACGCGAGGAUGCACUCGAGCGAGUGGCGAUGAGAAGAUCGCAGAUCGGACGAAGAUGCAGGCACAUUGUGCAAUGCUUCAGCUACUAGAGGACCCUAUACCUGUUAAAACAUGCCGUCUGUCAAGUACAUUACUGAUCAUCUAGUAACUAAACGGAUGCUCCUUUUACUCUGACUUCUUGUUGUAGGGCUGACGGCUGAUUCAGAUGCUCUUCACUCUCAUUUCCGUUGCGCUCAGUGUGGAUGGACGCAUCGCAGAACUGAUCAGCUUUCUUGUACUGGGUCUACACCAGAGUUAACAGUUAGAUGACAUGUACAUACUAACCAAUGCUGAUGUUGCACAUUCAAAAAUGUAAAUAGGAGGGAAAGGUGUUAAUCUGUUAAGUGACCAAAUUAUAAAACAAUUUUUAAAAGUAGCAGCCAUCGUAGUAUCAUCAUAUUCAUUAAGACAAAUGUGUGUUUUAGGGCUUUAAAGGAACAGUGCACCCUGUUUUCCUCUUACCUUUUUUAAUGCUAUUUAUCAAUCUAGAUUAUUUUGGUGUGAGUUGCCAAGUUUUUGAGAAAUCGGCCAUAUAGAUGCCUUCUUGUGAAUAUGUUUAAACUAGAUGACACUCGGCUUGUGGUGCUCAAAGCGCAAAAAAAUAAAUCUGAUAAAUAAAUCUAUUGUGAGAAGUUUUAUGUACAAACUGUUUUCUUUCUGCCGAACUACACUCGUCCAUGAGUAAAUGAACGCUUCCUUCUGCGCUGUGAUACGGCAGAAAGAAAAUAUUUCUUAGAUUAAACCGCCCACAAGAAGGUCUGUGGAUUAUCAGGAAUAAUUGAUCCAUGAUUUCUGGGAAGAGACAUUGCUGUUCAGUUUUUCAAAUUAUUGUUUUUGCGCUUUGUGCACCACAAGUCGAGUGCCAUUAUAUUCGAGAGAAGGCAGACAUUUCUACGGCAGAUAUCUAAAACACAACUCGCACCAAAACAAUCCAGAUUGAUAGACAGCACUACAGGUACGAGGAAAAAUGUGUCUCUGUCCCUUUAACUCUAUAGCCUUCUGAUGUUUAACAGGAUCUUAAAUGGGAUGUUAGAGACUGUGAGUGUUGACUUUUGCAUUCUUCCUAAAGAGAGGAUGGAAUUGAGAUUGUUGCUUGUUCAUAUUAGCCACGUUGUCGCACUUACACAAUAUGCAAUCAGUUUAAGUUGUUUAUGUGGAACACAUUUAACAGCAGACAUUAAUACUCGACUCUGCUUUAAAACGAUGCUGAGAGCUUGACUGUCUUAAAAAAACGACAUGCUUUUUUUUAAUGAAUUUGUUCUCUAUUAAACAUACAUUACUCUUUACAUUAUUAUAUUCAAACACCACUACUAUUUAGAGGGACAUUUCUGGGAUAACUUGGCAUCCUUCUCAGCUUAUACCAGUGCUGCUGGUUUCUAGGAGGCUCAUUUAAUUUGUUGUGUUCAGUACUGACCCGGGAGAAUAUGAAGUCAUGAGAAACUGACCGCGUCAACAUUUACUGCCUGACCGACCGACUCACUGACUGACGAGAGCAAGCACAACGUAUACCGAUGUUUCUUCUGAAUGGACCAGAGAUCUGAGGCCGCAGGGUUCGACUUCCUGCGUAAAGUUUUAUUGCCUGGCAUGAGAUCAUAAUCUGUUUUUCUUUUUACUUGUACAUGUUGAUUUUAUUACCUAAUACUCUAAAAUACAAUUUGUUUCAGAUAUAACAAUUAUAUUAACCUCAAACUCAUUAUGAAUAUUUAUUAAAACUGCUUCAAAUGAG